AUGAACGGAUCAUUAAACUUGAGCAGUAUUAACGGAGAGAGCUCGAUCGAGUCGAGUAGUUUGUUGGACACUUCUACCGACGGAGGGGCCUACAAAAGUGCAGAGAACGACUUGGGUGGCACUGUUGAGAGUCAUUAUGAUCAUGUUCAUGUUUGUAUUCGAUUGGCUCCGGUGCCAGCCGAAGAAUCAAGUGCCAAUGCUCAAAACAUAAUUGAAAUUUCCGAUGUCAACAAACUCAUUGCAUAUCAUCCAGAGAGUAGAGAAGGAUUAUUAUACAAAUUUGAUCACUGUUUUGACAGCGAAACGUCAAAUAAUGAAAUAUUCGAAUCGGUUUGUGUGCCCCUAUUGAAUGCUGUCAUUGAGGGAUAUAAUGGCACAAUUAUUUCUUACGGUUCUUCAAGAACUGGUAAAACAGAAAUGAUGAUUGGAAAUGAGCGAGAGGAAGGAAUUGUCGAUCUGACAUUUCGAGAAGGAUACUCUUAUUUAUCUUCAGUGGCAGAUAAGGUUGCGUACUCGAUUUCAUUUUCGUUUUGGGAAAUGAGCAAUGACACAAUAUUGGAUCUUCUUGAUCCUGACGAUGAAAAAGAGUUGAAACUUAAAAAACACACCAAACAAGGUGUAUUCAUUACAAAUUUGAAAGAAAUGCAAGUGGAGAGUUGGGAGCAAUUACAAUCAUUGAUUGACGAUGGCAUUCGACGAAGUCAAAAAUUGACAGCUCAACGAAAGAUCAGACUCCAUUCGUUCAUGAGAUUGAGAUUGACAAGAAAUGACUUGGACCAUCCAGAACAAGAUGUCUCCUCCUCGCUCAUGUUUGUAAAUUUGAAAGGAACUGAAAGAAUUGGUAAAAUGGGAGCCAAGGGCGAACAUUUGAAAGAAGGAGCAAGCUUGAACAAGAGUUUGACUGCAUUCGGUAAUGCCAUCCACAAUGUUGUGCAUCAUACCAAAGUCAAGGGAGCAAAAACCUCAAAUGUGAAUAUUAAUAGCUUAUUUGGAGAUUCAAUGGUCACAGCUGUUCUCAGCGAGGCACUCGGAGGGAAAAGUGCUUCAGUGAUCAUUGGCUCCAUUUCACAAACAGAAUUCCACUAUUUGGAAACCAUGGAAGCUUUGGAAAAUUUGAGAAUUGCCAGACACAUUUCUACAUUCCCAAAAAAGCAAAUACUCAACACGAAGGUCAUAGAAAUACUCAACAGGAUCAAAGCACUCGAAAAAGUUUGUGCUGAAGAUAAACUAGCUCCAGGCCAUCCUCCUACUGAGGAGCAAGAAAAACUCGAAUCCUUAAAACAACUUUAUCGAAAAUACCUAGCUGGAAUGAUUGAAUUGGAUGAUUUAAGCAAAUCGAAAGAGAAUGGAGUUGAACUUCAACCCAUUCCAGACAAGAAACUUCCAAAAGCUCAAUUAUGGAAACAAAACGAUAUGAAAUCUCAGAGGCAUGGAAUGCGAGCGACUGUGUACAAACCAACGGGACAAGCAGGUGUGAAACCCAAAGAAACUUAUAAAGGUCAAUGGAUGGAUCACCAAAAACAUGGCUAUGGUGAGGAAGACACUCAGAAAUUCAAUUACAAGGGAUGUUGGGCCAAUGGUAAGAAAGAAGGAGAAGGAGUAUUGUAUUCGAAAGAAAAAUCGAAAAAGAUCUACAAUGGAGAAUGGAAGAAUGGUCUCAAGCACGGUAAAGGUAUCUAUUAUUACGAUAAUGGAGAAAUCUAUGAAGGAGAUUGGGCCAACGACAUGAGAUGGGGCUAUGGUACCAUGUAUUUCAUCGAUGGCACCAAAUACGAAGGAGAAUGGGCCAAUGAUAAACAACAUGGAACAGGUUGUACCAUUGAAAAGAAUGGAGAUCGAUUUGAAGGAAGUUACUUAGAUGGUUUAAAACAUGGUCCAGGUAUUUAUUAUUACAUUACAGCAGGUCAAAAAUAUGUGGGAGAAUGGUUUAAGGGAGUUCCAAAAUGUGGUCAACUUUUUAAAGAUGUAGAAUAUGAAGAAAGUAUCGAUCCAGAGAAUCUUCCAAAGGAUAUUCCUGAAAAUAAGUUACUGGAUCGAGAACGAGUCAUUGAAGAUGCUGUGACUUCGGUACGAUUGUUAAUGGAGCAACAAGGUGUUUUACCUUUGGUCACACGAGAGAAUGUAUAUGAUUAA
Messenger RNA from Naegleria lovaniensis, 2133 nucleotides. RefSeq lists its product as uncharacterized. Lineage: Eukaryota; Heterolobosea; Eutetramitea; Acrasida; Naegleriidae. The transcript is spliced from 2 exons. The record is from RefSeq and is a predicted model, not a curated record. The coding region runs from base 1 to 2133 and encodes 710 amino acids. Gene Ontology annotation, biological process: microtubule-based movement. Gene Ontology annotation, molecular function: ATP binding; microtubule motor activity; microtubule binding.